Planococcus citri (citrus mealybug) is the source of this 7682-nucleotide messenger RNA. Its product is annotated as mucin-2-like. The record is from RefSeq and is a predicted model, not a curated record. Bases 141 to 7586 code for a protein of 2481 amino acids. Lineage: Eukaryota; Metazoa; Arthropoda; Insecta; Hemiptera; Pseudococcidae. The transcript is spliced from 3 exons.
GGUGAAUUUUCCAUUGUAAAUAAUAAACAAACGAUCGAUGAUAUGGCUUCAGUUAAUUUAUUACUAAUGAUAAUGAAAUACGUGAAUUGCUGGUUCGAAUUCUACACACAGAUGAACGUGUUUUAGGCAUAAAACGCACGAUGCUGACUUCAAACAAAAUCCAACUCGUAAUAAUUCCGAUAUUUUCCUUCAUUUCGCACCUGAAUAGUCAAAUCCGAGCUGAAAAUGACCUCGAGUACCCUUUGGAGAUACCUUCUUUGCUCACAACAUCGGAAAUCGCUGAAGAAAUAAUGAACCAAAAUUUAAAUUCAAAUUGCACCAAUCUCAGGGCAUUUUUCAACUCCGAAUCGUUCCAGGAAGUUGAGAAAAUCCUCAACAUGACCGUCGACUCGACCGAAGUUAACGAAAACCGGGAAGAAUACCAUUCACGAAUGAAACGCUGCACUGAAAUGGAAAAGCAAAAUAGAAUUUUAAAAGAAUUCCAAAGACGUUCCAGACAAAAAGAGUCGUCUGAUAAUCAAAAAUCAGGUAGGAGUCAUUUCAGGCAAAAAAAUCUCAAAAACACCAAUAUUCUGCAAACGACCCAUAAAGAUUCAAUUCUCCAGCAUAAUCUUGAUCAGGAUGUAAAUAGCGAUGAUGUCUUAAGAAGUGAUUUGGCUCAUGCUAUGACCGAUGCUAUGAAUAUGGAAACUUAUUCGAGAACCUAUAGAACUUUGCCUAGUAAUCCGAAACAGUUCACGGUCCCUUUACCUAACACAAGUACUGAAAAAAAUGAAUAUUCCAGUGAUCUAGUUGAAUAUAAAUCAAAAAUGCUAAAGGGGGAGCAACGUAGCGUUGGCGAUUUUUUACAAAGUAGUACUUUCCCUAAAGAUUCUAAACAUACAACGAAAAGUUCUGAAAGUGCGAGAAAUACCAAGAAAGGACCACUGAAAUCAUUAUUACAGCAAAUUAAAUACACAAUGCAAGGGGGUGUUCUGAAAAAUUCUCAGGAUAACAACAAUUUUGACUCUAAAGAAAAAAGUUCAUCCAGCGAUGUCACUUCAGAAGAAGAUAUCGAAUAUGAACCUGUGAAAUCCCACACAUUUUUCAACAAUUUUGAUCAUGUUACAACCCCAAAUCAAAGAUCAAAAAAUGAGAAAGAUGUUGUGACUCAAGCAUCAGCGGCAAACUCAGAAAUUAUUCGAAGAAUGCAUGAAGAGACUAGAAAACAACUACAGGCUAAAAUCGACGAUUUGACACAGAUAAGAAAAAAAUUAUUGGUAAUCGUGAUGAUGGCAAAUUCAGCGAAAAAUCAAACCAGAGUCAGUACACCUACAAUAAAAAAUAUUAAAAAAACGAAAGGGACAACCGAAAAGGAAAUCCUCGCCGGUAAAAACUCCAAAAAUAAUUUACAUUUUAAAACAACAAAUCAAAAUAAAAAAACUGAUGCGAGAAGUGAAGUCAAUUCGGGAUCAAAGUAUGGCGUGAAUCUAUUUCCCAAAAAUGUCACUUCACCAACUCCAAAAUUGUUGAAUAAAAUCAAACAUCCAAAAACAGCAUCGAAAGAAUCUCAAAAGCGGCGGCAUGAAAAAAACACAACCAUGUCCUCAAAGACACGUCCCCCAUCAAACCAAAUUGAGACGCUCGGUCAUCAUACAACUCAGUCUUCAUCUUCAGAAAGUCCUGUUUCAAAACAUCAAUUUCCGGAUCCCAAUCAGCAUUCAAAGAUACAUCUUUUAGAUACAGAUUCUUCACAAAAUCAAGAUCACGAAGAUUCAUCUUUUUCUACCAGAUCACAAAGCAUCAAAAUAAGAGACAAAAAUGGAAGAGAUAGCCUAAAUUCAGAAAAUGAACAGCAACGAGUUCAGGAUGUUACUGAGAAGACUGCAUCAAUUUCAUCAACUGAAUUAAAACACGACUUCCCCAAAACAACUACCUCAGCUCAACCUUCAACAAAUAGCAAACGUAAUACUCACACCAAGCCCACAUCCAAUAAGAAGAAGUCACCAGCUACAAAAGAUUCUACAAAACUUCUCACGCCAGAUGACAAAGCUGCUGAAAUUUCAUCAUCAACGAUGAAAAAUCUCGAGUACGUUCAGACAUUCGGAGAACCAGCUUAUUCAGAAAAAAGGACAACUUUGGGAGUAAAAUCUCAAACAACAAAAAAUACUGAAAUUUUGCCUAAAGAAAGUGAGGGAAUAGAUGUGACAGAAAAUGAAAACCAAUCGACAAAGGACAACACAACUGUUACAAAUUCAAUGGCGAAGCACCAAAAAAUUACAGCUCCACACUCAACAACUCUAGUACUUCCUCUUAAGAAGUCUGAGCAUUUACCUGAUAUCACUUCAAAAAUGAGGGAAUCCAGUCAAAUUUCUAGUUCUCAACUGGUUCAUCAACAUGACGUUUCAAAUGGACCUACAUCUAGUCAGAUUUUGCUUUCGAAGGAAAAUGAGCCUAAAAUGCUCCCUCAGACUUCUACAGUUGAUUUGAAUAAAGUAACCACCCCUCUAUAUAAUGAGUUUUUGAAGGAAACGCCUUUGAUUAAACAUUUAAGCGCAAGUACCCGUCUUCAAAUUUCUGAUAAUGCCAUGGAUCGCUCUGAAAUGUUUGACUCUGCAUCAGAAUCAUCUUAUUUGAAAGAAGUUACAAAAUCUCUCCAUUUUCAUCAACAUGAAUUACAUUCAGAUACAAGUAUCAAUCCUCAAUCAUUCCAACCUUCAACUGAAAUACUAACAAAAUCAACAUCAACAUUAGAGCCAUCUUAUUCAAAAACAACCCCUACUACUUCGCAUCAACAUGAAACACUUUUAAAAACAACAUCUCAUUCGAGUGAUACAUCCACAGGUCAAUCAAUCAUUCGAUCUCAAGAAGAUGUUAUCUCCUCAGAAGAUUCAUAUUUUGAUGAAAUUACUCCAUCUCAUCCGCCUCCCAACAAAGAACACGCGCCUGAAUGGCCAAAUUUGAAAAAAAUACCAGUUCUCCAACACAAAAAAUCUUCCGAAAAAAAUAUUGUCCAUUUGAAUAAUAAUUUCUCAAAAAUCACAACAGAUCAACCAACACCUUUUGAACAUGAAAUUGACUACAAAGAUUCAAUCCCAACAGAGAGCCAUCAAUUGAAUAGAAAUUCAAUGUCACAGUCCAGUGAUGAAGAUGAAGUUCCUUCACAAUUGGUUGGUAAAUCGCAGCAAUCAAUUUCUACUGAAAAUCAUCAAGUUAAGCAUCCUGCAACGAUCCCUAAACCAUUAAUUUCGCCACUUUUAGAAAAAUUCAAACAUCAACUCCAUGAUAAACUUGAAGAAAUAAGAAGAAAUAUUACAUUACAAAAACAAACUUUGGGUAAAAUGUCUACUCUUCAACCUCUUCAUUUGCGUGAUAGCAUCUCUUCAAAACCAGUUUCAUCACAUGAAUCACAAUCAGAUGGCAAUAUCCCUUCAUCAUAUCACCACCAUUCCUAUAAUCCAUCUCAUUCCAGUCAAACAUCCACACUUCCAGUACAAACAUUCCACCAUUUGGAUGAAUCCACAAUGAAAUCAACAUCUCAUAAACUCAAUGCUGAAAGCACCCUGACUUCACAUUUAGGCCAUCAGCAUCUGCUACCUCACUAUUUGGAUAAAACUUCUACCAUUCAACCUUUUCAUUCGAUUGAAAAGUCCUUAAGUGGAGUCAUCAUACCAUCAGAACCUCACACAAAGAACCAUAUACCUGUACUUCCUCAUCCAGAACUACCCCACAAAGAAAAAUUUUCUACUCUUGAACCAUUUCACUCAAAUGAGAAACUCAUGAAUGGCAUCACCUCAUCAUCAAAACUCCAUAAAGAAAGUCAUAUCGUUUCAAAUGGAGUUCAUAACCAUAUUGAUUCAUUGCAUAUGGAUAAGCUUUCCACUUUUCCACCAUCUCACUCGAUUGAGAAAUUAAUGAGUGAAGACUUUUUACCAUCAACAACUUUCACAGAAAAUCAUUCAAUUUCAUACUCAGUUCAUCCUCACAAAGAAUCUGUACACCAGGAUAAACCUUCUACUCUUCAGCCACUUCACUCAACUGAGAAAUCUACAAAUGGAGUAAAAAAUUACAAGGUUCCACAAGCAGGUCAUUAUCAUCAAGAAUCUGUACAUAAUGAUAAGCUUCCCAUUGCUAAACCAUCCCACCAAACAGGAAAACCUAUAAAUGGAGUUACCUUACCAACUAAGCCUUACACAGAAAAUCAUAUGAUCCAACACGUGGUACAUCCUGACAUAGAACCUCUACAUCAGGAUAAGCAUCCUGCUCUUCAGCCAUCCCACUCAACUGAGAGAUCUAUGAGUAGAGCCAACUCACCAGCUAAACAUCAUUCAGAAAAUCACAUCGUUCCACACACAGUUCAUUCUCAGAUAGAAUCUCUACAUAAGGAUAAGCUCCCCACUCUACAACCAGCUCACUCAAUUGAGAAGUCUACAAAUGGAAUAGAAAAUCACAUGAUUCCACAGCCAGGCCAUCAUCUUCAUCAAGAACCUUUACACAAUGGUAGGCUUCAUGCUGCUCAGCCAUCUCAUCCUACUAACAAAGUUCAUCCUCAUAUAGAAUCUUUACAUCAGGAUAAACUUUCUUCUCUUCAACCUCCUCACUCAAUUGAAAAGUCUAUGAAUGAAAACCACAUGAUUCCACCCAAACACCAUCUUCACCCAGAAUCUCUACAUGCUGAUGGGCUUCAUGCUGCUCACCCAUCUCAUCCAACUGAGAAAGUUCCUCUUCACAUAAAAUCUUCAUAUCAGGACAAAUUUUCUACACAUCAGCCACCUCACUCAAUUGAGAAAUCUGCUGAUGGAGUGGCCUUAUCACCUGAACCUCACAUAAAAAAUCAUGUAAUCCCACAUCCAGAUCAUAGACACAUAGAAUCACAACAUCAAGAUGAACUUUCUACUAUCCAAUCUAAUCCUCAGCUCAAAAGAAAAUCAUCUGAAGCACCAUACCAGAUUUCCACUCAACAGUCUUCUCAUCAUCACCAUCAUCCAGAAUUGACAGAUUUUGAAAAAAAUGCCGCUCAUCAGCCAUCUCAUGCACAUGAAACAUUUCCCAAAGAAAUAACUUCGUCUCAAACAUUUCAUGAUGAAAAUAUCCCAAAUUCUUAUUUAGUUCAUUCACACUCGUCACAUACAAAACAUUCAAAUGAAAUUUCCACUCCACAGCCUUCUCACCCACAUGAAGAGAUAUUAAAAGGACACACUCUACCUAUGGAAACACACACAGAUAGUCAUUCAAUUUUUUCACCACUUCCACAUCAUCAUAACCAUCAUCCAGACACGCCACAUUUUGGAAGUAGCCACACCUUGCAACCAUCUCAUCCAACUGAAAUGCCCUUAAACAAAAUCACCCUGCCAGAAAAAUCCCAAAACCAAAUCCAUUCAAUUUCUGAACAAUUCCGUCAUCCUGAAAAGAACUCGGCUCAGUCUCAUUUGACUCCACCACCAUUUCAUUUAUUGAUUGAUCAAGCCAAAACGCUACACCAAAACAACACUUGGACUGUUUUAAAAGAAAUGCAACGUUUAGAGAAAAUGAAAAUUGAAGAAAUAAAACAUUUACGAGAGAAAUACUAUAAUGCUGUUCAUGAACUACAAAAAAAUAAUCUGUUUCCAUCAAGUGGGUCUGAUUCAGAUUUGUUACACAAACAACAAAACACAAAGACACAUAUCACUGAUGGUACAUCUACACAUUCUCACCACAGUCACAAUCAAGAUGUACCAGGUCGUUCAGCAUCUCAGCAAGACAUUGAAGCCCAUAAUAGUUUACACAAUUUACACACAACCAAGCCAUAUUCAACAAGCUCCAACACGUAUACAACUCUGAAAAAUUAUGAUGAAAAUAUGACUUUGCAAGAUGAUAAGGAAAUUGUGGAAAAAAUUCCAUUUCCUUUGCCACCAGUGAACCCAAAUGAAAACUGGAAAUAUGUAAAAAAGUUGGAAAAAUUUUAUGAAAAACAGAAUAAAAUUACAACUCCAAAACCCCCUGCUAUAAUUCGCCCUCCUUCUAUAAACCCAACUUCUCAACCUCGGAUUACUCCACAUCGUUUAGUAAUCCCAUCUCCGACUACAGCUCCAACAACUGUGCCUCCGAGAAUGAGACCAAUGCAACCUUCUCGUAAUGCAACAGUACCAAAGAGACAACGAACUUCAACUGCAGCUCCUCCAACUCAAAAACCACCAUCUCCGGUUAACUACAAUAUAAAUUCGACAAUAAAUAGGAACUACAAUAUCACUAUCAACUUAGUGACACCAGAUUCUGCAUCACGUGAAAAUGACGAAGAUGGGGAUGAACCUGAAAAUAACGAACCAAGUACUAUAGAUGAAUUCAAUCCAUUUACUAAUUUGGCUCGUCCUACAGAUCCAAUCAAAACAGAAAACAAAAAAGAACCUACAGGAGACUUUGACAGCUCACCUCAUCCAUCUCUUCCACGACAACUACUACCCCAGUCUUAUAAUUCAUCAAACCUGCCACCAGCAAAUGAAACACCAUCAUUUUCAAGUUCUACAAUAUCUGACCAACGCAACCAACCCACUCCCUUCCUGAGAACUGAAAUUGAUCUAAAUGAGGAACCAAGUGUCUUUGAAAACAAAGAUGCCAUUCUUCAAACUCCGAUCCCUACUGCUCCAAAAUUACCAGAUACUUCAUCACCAUCAGCUAGUACAACCGUAUAUCAAGAAAUCGUCAAUAACUUGAAUAAUAUAACUAAGAGAGUGCAAUCUCAAUCACAUUUUGAUCCUACCACACAGCCAUCGACUACCUUCACCUCUGACAACAAAACAGACAACACUCUGAGUCACUCACCUUGCUCUAAUGUAAACUGCACUCUACAGGGAUGCAAUAAUAUCAUUAUAAUUCCCAAUAAAACGGAAGAAAUCAUGGAAAUCCUCCGACUUCUGAAUGUGGUAAAUCCCAAUGAUCAAGCACAAUCAACAAACCAACCACCGACCUUUUUCAGUCCCAAGUCAGUUCCUGAUGCGCCAGAUUCUCUACUGAAUCUUUUCUCUGAUAUAAAAUCUCUGCAAGAAUUGAUCCAAAAAUCAAAACUGACUCCAUUAGAGAAAACUGAACUACGCAAAUCAGUCGCAGACCUUCUGACAGCUUUAAAACAACGUCGCAGCAACGAGUACACUAGAUUAUACCUAUCUAAAGUGAAUCCUAUGGUAGGUGACAGCCGAGACAGCGUUCAAGCCAUCACACAGAUCAACGAAUACAUAGAACUUUUGGAAUUGAUGUUGGUGUAUUUGGCAAGAGACCCUGAUAGACUCCUAGAUGAGAGUAAAGAUGCUCGAUUUGAUAACUUUGAAUCCCCUUACCCUAAAGAUGAUCCUCAACGUCGAUUAAUCGAGGAUCAGUUUCACUACGUGCAUCCAAAGAUUUUGAACGAAUUCAUAGAUGUGUACAAGAAGUAUAGUAAGGACGAGACAUAUUAUGGUAAACCAAUAUGGCAGUUUUCACAAGAGAAUGAUCCACCAAGAAGGCCAACUAGGCAUAGAUCUUUGGGCAGUUCUUUAAGUAAUCUACUUCAUUUAAAAGAUUUGAUACCAGCUUUAACUUAUGAUAGAAGUCCAAUGUAUAGACCUGGUAUUCAAUAUGCGGAUUACCAGAAUUAGAAUAUUUCUUGUCUUUCAACCAAUUAAUUUAUUUGUUUUGUAUUCAAAUGUAUUUUUUUUUCCAAAUUGUCAAGUCUAAUAAAUUAUAAUUUUGGA